AUGGCCUUGAGAGUUCCCAUCCCCCAAUUCUCUCUCACCCUCCACCUCAUCAACCCCUCCACCGCCGCGUCCGGGGAGCUCCACGAGGCCAUCGCCACCCUCCGCGACCUCAACUUCGCUCUCGAGGGCGCCCAGUACGGCCGUUUCUGGUCCUCGCUCAACGGCGAUGAUCUCUGCGCGGAUCUCAUUGCCGACGUCAACGGAUUCGAGGAUAUCAUCAGGCACCGCAUCGCCCACCUUGUCUCUCAGGCGUUCAGGGAGGUCAGCCUGUCCAACCUUGAGGCGUGGCUCGGCCUAAACACCGAGGCCACGAAGAAGUUUGUCACCGAGUCGGUCGGCUGGACGAUUGAGGGCGAGAAUGUCAAGGUCCCCAGCAACCCUGACAACGAGGCCCAGAAGGCUGAGAUUAGGGAAGACGUCAACGUGGACAUGUUCUCGAAGGUGAUCAAGAGGUCAUGGGAAGAUGCCCUGACAGCUCAGGCCACCAACUAA
Messenger RNA from Parascedosporium putredinis, 492 nucleotides. NCBI's taxonomy places the organism in Eukaryota, Fungi, Ascomycota, Sordariomycetes, Microascales, Microascaceae. The record is from the annotation of a GenBank genome assembly.